Molecule: messenger RNA, 7227 nt
Organism: Oryctolagus cuniculus (rabbit)
Lineage: Eukaryota; Metazoa; Chordata; Mammalia; Lagomorpha; Leporidae
Source: RefSeq, a predicted model, not a curated record
AGUCUACCACCUGGGGGCAGGUGCCCAGGUAUUUGGACCAUAUGCCGCUGGUUUCUCAGGUUUGUUAGUAGGGAGCUGAUUGGAGCCAGGGCUUGAACAGGCACUUCAACUAUGGGAUGCUGGCAUCAUAAGCAGUGUCUUAGCCUGCUGUGCCAUACACCAGCCCCCAAGAACCAAGGUUUCUUUCUCGCUCCUAAUCUGAUAUCAGCCAAGUAAAGGCCUUUUGCUCAUCCUCAGAGAGGUGUCACAGCCUUUUGUCACACUUGGUUCACGGGGUGUGGUGAUAGAUAGUCUGCUCGUGUGUUGCACGUGUUUUAUGAACUGUUGGAAGCCCUCGUACCCUGCUAAAGUCUGCUGGGGGCCAUGUGCUAACGGGGCAGACCUGCAGAACCAGUGACAGCCAGGUUACUCAUCACCAGAGAGAGUCUACACAAUGUCACUUUAGCCGGGCAACCAGACACGAAACACCACCCUUCCCCCUGCCCUUCAGGGGACACAGGCACAGCCCCCUGGGUGGCCACCCCUGGUCACAGUGCCUGAGCUGGAUGAGCUCAUAAUGCAGGUAGCGUCCAUGCCAGGGCUCUGCCGGGCAGGAGACACAGCUACCAGGAAGAGCUCGCUCCCCUGGAGGCUUCCACUGGGGGCUGUGAAUGCCAGGAUGGUGCAAGCCCUCUCUCCUGGGAAGAGAGCCUGUGUCCAAGAUGGAGUCCAAGAGACAGAGAGCACCCUCAGAUCCCAUGAGAUCCCUCAGUGUCUGCGGAUCUUUUCCAGCCCACAAACACAGACGUCCCAGUUUUCCAUUCCUGAAACAUCGAUAUGGUCUGAUAGAUUUAGAGGCACCGGUGCUUGGCGGGUAGCAAGGAAGACUUUGGUGAAGCAGGAGGAGGCUGAAGCCACAGACCGUGUUCAGGAAGUGACGCUCCUGCUUCACCGAGCGUGCACAGCAGCCCCGGCAGCCACGAGGGGCAGCUCAGCAAGGCCACCAAGGGCCCAGGGUGCCCCACACCCUGUGCCUCUGCUUUGCCCAGAGCCUGGUCUGCUGAGGAGCCAUGGACGCGUCCACCUAAGCUGGACCUGUGCUUGUCCCUGGACCAUGAGGACCACCAGGGAGCAGAGAGAUGGAGAUCUUCCUUCUGCUGGCUCAUUCCCCAAAUGCCUGCAACAGCUGGGGCUGGGCCAGGCGGAAGCCCAGACCCGAGAAUUCACUCCAGGUCUCCCAUGUGGGAAGCAGGGACCCAUCUACUUGAAGAUGUACAAAGUGAGACGCACCUGCGCUGUGCCUAAACAAAGGCAUCUCGUACACAUUCACGCUGCACUGUGGUGUGUGGCUACCACUGAUACCUGUGGCAUGCUGUACUGUUAACUGUAUACAGCUGAGGAGUGGUGCUGGCGUGUGAGUUAACCCGUUGCCAAUGCAGAGGUGCUACAAGGGACCUGCCUAUGCUCAGUGCCGUCCUGGGAUGCUGACUAUCACUGAUGAAGAACAGGUCAAGGCAUUUGCUUCCAGACGGGACCAGAGGCCUGUUGUUUAUCUGUCCAUACAAUAUCCUAGGAAGCACAAAGGACCCUUUAGGAUGACCUCUCCCUUUCGGGGGCUUACUGAGUGCUGAAACGGGAAGGUCUUCUCCGUCUUCACAACAGAGCCAGCUCUAGCCCCUUGCUGCUAAUGCCCACCUGGAGAUGACAGCACCAUCAAGGGAUCCUUUGCUGAACUGUGUUUCUCCAAGGCCUGAAAUUUCAUUGUAUUUGGUUUCCUCUGGUAAGCACAUGGGAAAGCAGGAAGUAAGUACUUUGGUGUAUCAUGUGCUGACUGAAUCCCCAGGAGAAGCCACCACUACGCCUUCAGUCCCCUCCCCUCCACCUCGGGGAAAUGUAUCUUCAGGAUCACAACUAAUUAGCUACAGGUCUGCAGAAUCCUUGUGUUUCAGGAGAAAACAAGAAUCUAAGCGAACUGUACUUUAAGGAAGGGGUUUUAUGGAACCCACAUUUCCUGUCUACUCUCCUUCGACUUUCUGGCUGCAAAAUGGAUACAACUCACGCACAAAGAUGCGAUUCAUGAACCAGUGUGUUUUCUCUAACUAUGGAGAGGCGGUUGUGGGGAGCAACUCGGACUAGACUAAGUUACUGGAAUUAAGACUUAUUCUAUGCAUCUGCUCUCCCACAAUAUGGCGCUGGGAGAGGAGGAAACAGCUUCUACGCAGCUGCCUCUUGCCAACUUGAGUGAUGACCUCCAGGAGCUGAUCCUGCUCCUGAUUGGAGGAGAGCAGCGUACUCGGCGUGUGGGCAGCCGAGUUGGGAUUGGCGGAAGAGGACUAUAAAGGAGGAGAGAGACAACAUGCACCAGGAACAUCUGAAGGAACACCUGAGCAGCCCCCGAGAGAGCCGGCCGGCGGUGUGCCGCUCCCCCGCGGAAGUGGGGAAAGUGGCUAGGGGGAACCGCCCUUCCACGGAGGUGGAAGGGUCAGUAGCCAACCCGGGAAGAACCAGCAGCAAACCCGGGGAGGGCCGAGCAGACAAAAGAACAGCGCAGGGUCCUGUGUCGUUCCUCCACGAAGACGGGGAGCGACAGCGGUAACCUUUGAGAUCAAGUACCUGUGCUUCCAGUUGUACCACUGUGAUCCUGGAGGGGAAACAGCAAACUGUCUGGGACUCUGGUGUCUGCAUCGACACAGCUCUGGCUAUUAAGUAAAACAUCAAGUGGCGACUUAAAGGCCUAAAGAGUGAUUUACUCAAGAGGGCAUGUCUGUUCUCACUUAAGUCGGUUUCCAUUGUCUUCAGGAAUCAUCUGUACUUGGGCCCCUGCAUCCAUGUGGGAGACCCAGAAGCAGGUAUUGGCUUUGGCCUGCCCCAGCCAGGUCAUUGUGGCCAUUCUGUGGGAGUGAAUCAGUGGAGGGAAGAUCUGUCUCUCCUUCUCUUUAACUCUGUAUUUCAAAUCAAUAAAUCUUUCAAAAAAAAAAAAAAAAAGAGAAUUAUCUGUGAAAUCACUGGGUGAGCAAACCCCUCCUCCCAGUAUACUAAACAAGUCAGCACUUGCCUGACUGGUCACAACCCACACAUCUCUUCCAUAGUCUGUAUUGUGAUUAAGUGUAUAACGGAACACAUGCACGUUUGGAUCAUUUUCUAUGUUCCAUCUAAUACUAUGUUGUCAAUAUCUACCAUUCAGAUCAAUACUGAAGAAAAAAGUGUGUUCUACCAAGAAAAGUGGAAAGAGAUCCUCUCUUAUGACAACAUAUGGAGGCUGGUGCUGUGCCAGCCUCCCAUAUGGGUGACAGUUCGAGUCCUGGCUGCUCCACUUCUGAUCCAGCUCUCUGCUAUGGCCUGGGAAAGCAGUAGAAGGUGCCCAAGUCCUUCGGCCCCUCCUGCAUCUGUGUGGCAGACCUGGAGGAAGCUCCUUACUUCUGGUUUCGGAUCAGCUCAACUCCAGCAGUUGUGGCCACUUGGGGAGUGAACCAGUGGAUGGAGGACCUCUCUCUCUGCCUCUCCUCUCUCUGUGUAACUCUGACUUUUAAAUAAAUAAUAAAUCUUUAAAAAAGAAACACAACACAUAUACACUUCUGAACUUUUUUUUUUAAGAUUUAUUUAUUUAUUUGAAAGGCAGAAUGAGAGGAGGGGCAGGGGAGAGAGUGAGAACAAGAGGUCUUCCAUCUGCUGGUUCAUUCUCCAAAUGCUCCCUAAAGCUGAGGCUGGGCCAGGCCAAAGCCAGGAGCCAGAAACUCCAUCUGGGUUCCCUGCAAGGGCAGGAAGAAUGUAAGCACUUGGACCAUCAUCACUGCUUCUCAGGCACAUCAGCAGGGAGCUGGAUCGGAAGCACAGAGGAGCUGAAACUCAAACUAGGCACUCCAACACAGAGUGAGAGUGUUCCAAGCAGUAGCUUAACCUGCUGUGCCACAUUGCUCACCUGGGCCCACUUCUGCUCUACUUCAGCUGAACUACGUGGUUAUAGGCCAAAGUUUCUGAUAAAAUGAUCACUUCACAGUCAAGUAGGUUUUAUGAAUAUGCCACAUAGAACUUACUAUAGUGUAUUCUAAUUUUUCUUAACAAAAAUGGACACAAGGCAAAAUGAAAAAAAUUUUAUUUCCUGUGUUUUAUCCACUGUCAAUACUGUAUUUUUGAUGCAAUAUAUUUGCCAAAAAGAAAAACCCAGCUUUUGUUUUCCAUUUUAAACAACUACAAUAUUUACAAGCUGUUUAGAGUAACACUCAGACGCACACACACUCACAGACACGCGCGAGUACAUGGAUCCUCACCUCCGGUUUAUACUGAAUGCUGGUAAAGGCAAUGAAGACUUUCCGGAGCCCAUGAUCAGAAAAAGGAAACCCAUUUUUCUUCCCCACACCUACUUUCCAAGAGUCAGUUUAAAUUCUUCCUUCCAUUUCCUCAUGCAGAGCUCACUGCCAGACUUGCGUAAGGUUAACAUAGUUUUUACAGUUUACUUCAACUAUAAGCUUAUAAAAUGCAUAAGCAGACAUGAUCUCACCCCCCCCACCACCACCACCCUGUUUCUUUUAUUUUGGUGUAGAAUCAAGCUUCAUAUAUAAAAAAUCUUGUUCAACCACAAGUACAUAAACCAAGAGUCAUCUGGAGCAGCCAUCUCAUUCUCUCCCAUGUCUCUCUCUUAAUUCCAGGUGUCUCCUCACCCAGGCAGUAACACUCAGGAACUCCUCCCUAUCUCGGUGUUAGACAACCUUUGUUCCUUCUAGCGUGGCUCCACUGAAUCACAGAUGGUCAGGACAGAGCUGAGGCAUAAGAAGAAAGGUAUAACCCUAUAUAAUAGGUAUGAGUCUGAGAACAAAGUUGUCAUAUAACCUUGCACUGACAAUCAGCUCUAGUUGCCCCCAAAAAUGUUAUGCUGGUUCUACAAAAUGGUAGAUAACAAAUCAUAAAUAGUUGUCUUAAUUCAGAAAGAAUAUGUGGCUUAUAGGCAAUAAAGAAAAAUAAUUACAUGUUAAUUCUUGACAGAUAACUCAGGUGAGGUGUUUCAAAGCAGAAAAUACAAUUCUGUUUCAAACAAUUAAUACUCCACUCAUAUCCUAUCAGGCUUAUUUGUAUAAUAAUUUCUUCCAAUCUCAGUCCUUACCUAAAUAUGUUAACAGGUUAAAAAUGAGAAGGCUUGUAUAUAUAUCAACCAAAUUGUUUUUCAAGAAGAGAAAUGGAAAAAAAAAGGGGGGGGGGAUGGCUUUCUAAUGCCUGAUAAUAAUAAAAAAAAGCUACACAUAUCUACUUUUCCUCUUUCUCCAGAUCAGUAAAACCCAAUAUCUACAAAAGACUUAACCAGAAGGCUCAAAGCCCAUUAACAGGUUACCACCUUCGCCUUGAUUGACAAUAUUGUCUCAUUUUGGAAUGAAAAGAAAAGGCUCUAGAAUAAAAAGGGAUAUUUUAUACCUCAUCUGAACAGUGUAUCAUUUCAAAAGAAAAAGCUAACAGGGUGUACGUGCAUACAAAAUAACUUCAUAUGAAUAUGUUGAAAUACAAAAAAGAAUGAGAAUGAACACUGCUGAGGACUUAAAAUAACCCAGAAAGGGCUUGUCCAUGUUCAUGGGAAAGCAAUUAAAUAUUAAAAUUAGUUAACAGUCUAGGCAGCAGUUGAUGAUUUAGCAGCUAGUAAACAUAAAUCCAAGAAUUCUCACACAAAACUACCACUAUCAUCUUUUUCUCAAGUCCAAGGUAAAUUUAGGAGGAAGGAUGAGUGAAAAAUUAGCUACAAGAAAAAGACCGCUUUAGACACUGGGCGGGUCCUGAGCAGAGAAGACCCAGUCCUGGACGAACGACUCGGGACAUCAGUCUCCGGUCUGUAGGCAGGAGCAGGAGGCCGCUCAGAUGGGAGCUGUUCUUUCAUGUUCUCGUGUGAGAGGGAAAGCAACCCGGAGAGAAAACCACAUCUCCUUACUGAGCUCCAGUUUCCUGUGUAAAGCCCUGUGCUUUCACUGCCUUAUGUUUAGUACACAGAGUAGUUUUCCAUACCUCACUUGGGACAGAAAUGUUGUCUAUUUCUGUUUCAACAAUCAGUAGAAGUAUUUCAGAUGUCCUUGAUAUAGUUCAAAUCUAAUGGAAUCUAAUCCUCCAGUAACAGAAACCCAUAGAAAGGAGAACCUAAACUUGUUCUCUAAUUUCCUGCAAGGCAAAUAUCUCCUCUUACUGUGAAAUACACAAAGCGGGCCUCACCACACACUCUCCUACCUUUCUUAAACAUCAACAUCCUGCGUUCAUCUAGAUCUUGGGAAAAAUUAAAGUUCUUUAGCAAAAAGUCAACAUUUGGAGUCUUAAAAAUGUUGAAAAUGAUGUAAAAACCAGGGUUAUACCAAGGUAUGAGGUGAAAGGUUAACCAAAAACUUAGUGCAGAGCGACUUACAACUCAUUCCAGGACUGCCCUUCCUCAAAACUGGGUUGGGGGUGGGGCCAAAUCAAACAAGGAGAAACAAAGAUUUCAAUCACGCAGCUCUUAUUUAAAAGGAAAUAAAAAGCUAGUGUUUUAAUUACAUUUUUUUUUUCAAAUUAGGGAACUCUGAAAGCCUUGGCAGUUAUGAACUAAAGAUGAAAAAGGUCAAGCAAAGAAUCUAAACAAAUGACUCAGUAUUCUGGGGGUUAGAGUAGGGCAGGGAUAAGACAUUUAUGAGCAAUUUAAUUAGUGAAAGUGUGCUUAUUUCUAUAUAAUAAUUUAGAUCAAAUUAAGACAUGAAUCGUUCUUCAAUUUCCCUCAGUGUAAUUAGAAAAGUAAUAUGACUUCAGAGUCAAUAUGUUUAACAACUCUCGUCCUUCUGAGUGAGUUCCAAUUUUUUAUUUCUCUUUGGGAAAAUGAAUUAUCUUCCACCUAAGAUGGCAAAUAAUCUGCUUCUCUCUUUCCACUGAGGCAAUGACCAUGAAAAAAAUCAUAUUCAUCUCAGAAAGGGAACAAGCAGCAGGAAGCAUAAUUCCUUUGAGAAAAUCUAGACUACCUAUAGACAAAUAGAUGACAGAUAGACAGCUCAUACAUUCAGUGUUAGAAAAAAGAAAACCAACACUGAACUUUGAUGGUAUGCUGUAGAUUUGCCCAAAUGAGGCAAAUACAGAACAUAAUGAUACUAUUAGGGAUAUACAUGUUAAAGUGGUCAAUUUAGAAAGGAUAUCUUUGUGUAGAGGUUCAGUAAAUCAUUCGAAAAUAUCUUUACACAGUAAAUUUUGCAAAGUGUGAAGUCUACAGAAAUGUCAACACAAGGCACACUGGGUUCUAAAUGAACACCAACUUUAAAA